CUGCAUUGUUGUCUGCAGAUCUCAAUCGGUUAGAUUCCUUGUUUAAAGAAAGAGGUUUAUUUUUAAGCAGGCAGGAAGCUUUCUGAGAAUCUAAUGAAAGACUCAGCAGUCAUGCCGAGUCGUUGGUCAUAAAGACGUAUUGGUUAACAAGGAAUCUAUACACUGUCUCUCUCUGUUGAUGACUGCGAAAUGCUUGAUAUGCUGGCGUUUUUCUUUAUGCUGCUGUAAGUGUAGCUCGCUCUAUCUGUGCUGGACAGCGUCCAGGCAGCGAGCCUCCUUACCCUGCCCUGCCCUGCCACCAGGCCUCCUUUGCUUGUGGAUCUUGGUUCAGAGGAACGCCUCCUUGGUGGCUGUGACAGGGGGAAUUAGGCGAGAGAUGCGGGCCCACUUGCCCUGCGUAAGGGCUUAUCUUGGGCUAAGCUGAGGGACUAACAGCAAAGCCUGCCUUUGCUCCAGCCGGUCUGAGGGCAGAGGGAGCCAUCUGUCCACUCUGUGGAUCACUGCAAAACAAAGGGAGCAAACACUGACCGCAGACUUCAAACUAAAAGGGCCAUUCAUUUCAAAGGCACCAGAACCAAAGAAGAGGAGCAGGAAAUUCUCUCACACAAGAGUGUUUACCUUAAAGAUCUGAAAUCACAGAGGAUGUCGGACAAGGAAGAAAUGGCCUUAGAUAGCGGUCUUAACGUCACGCUAACGCUGAGGCUGCUGAUGCACGGAAAGGAAGUGGGGAGCAUAAUUGGAAAGAAAGGAGAGACGGUAAAGAAGAUGAGGGAGGAGAGUGGGGCUCGCAUCAACAUAUCGGAGGGAUCAUCUCCUGAGAGAAUUGUGACAAUCACAGGACCUACAGAGGGAAUCUACAGAGCCUUCUCCAUGAUUGCACAGAAGUUUGAGGAGGAUAUCACCGCAGCCAUGACGAACAGCAACGUGACAAGCAAGCCACCUGUGACUCUGCGCCUGGUUUUCCCAGGGAGCCAGUGUGGCUCGCUUAUAGGAAAAGGAGGCUCUAAGAUCAAAGAGAUAAGAGAGACCACAGGCGCUCAGGUUCAGGUGGCGGGAGACAUGCUGCCGGACUCUACAGAGAGGGCUGUCACAAUCUCGGGCACUCCACAGGCCAUCACUCAGUGUGUGAGGCACAUCUGCUCCGUCAUGCUGGAGUCUCCACCGAAGGGAGCGACCAUUCCUUACCGUCCCAAGGUCCUUGCUGCAGGAGCUCAUGCUGUACUGGCACCGCAGCAUUCUGCACAAGCGUUUGCUAUUCCAGGACAGUAUGCAUUUGCACAUCAAGAUUUGACCAAGCUUCACCAGUUGGCUAUGCAGCAUAUCCCCCUCCCUUCCCUUGGGCAGAGCAACCCUACCUUUCCUGGACUGGAUGCUUCUGCACCAACGAGUACACAGGAGCUGGCAAUACCCAACGAUUUUAUUGGCUGCAUAAUUGGAAGACAAGGAAGCAAGAUCAAUGAGAUUCGCCAGGUCUCUGGAGCUCACAUCAAAAUUGCCAGCGCCACUGAUGGCUCAGCCAUGCGCCAAGUCACGAUCAGCGGCUCGCCGGCCAGCAUCGGCGUGGCCCAGUACCUCAUCAACGCCAGCUUGGAGAUGGCUAAAUACACCAUGCAGGUUGCAUCCUCUGCGACCCCCGUUGACCUCAACAUGAGCUUCUCUCAGACUGUCCCCACCGCCUCCUCUGCCGCCACCUCCAUGGCUGUCCUGGCGGCCAACACCCCCACUCCCUCCACCAUUAACGUCCACUCCCCCUCCACCUUACCAGGCAUCCAGAGCCAACACUACGCCCUCCCUGUUUCCAGCCUGCUUGGCAUGAAAACUCUUCCUCUCCUGACCGUCCAUCCAGCAGCAGCUUCUGGCCUAACUCAGGGUUUAGCCGCUUACACUGCAAAAAUGCCGACUUCUGGUACGAAGAAAUCAGAGCGGCAGAAGUUUUCUCCUUAUUGAUGCUGCCUCGUUACGUCUACGGGACCAGUCAGAAGUUUACACCCAGUUAAACUUCAAGAAUGUAAAACAAAAUAAAUCUGUAUGGAUGUUUGGCUAAAUUUAGGCUCCAAUGACCUUCUGGCAUAAUUCUGUCUGGAUAUUUGUGGAGUCCUUUCAUUAUAAAUGGUAACAUCCACCCAUUUUAGCUAGACUUCUGCCACAAAUCUAGCAUUUCAAUUAGUUCACUGGUUUUUAAAAAUGUAAGGUCUGAGCAACUUUAGACAAAACAAAAAGUCCAACUCCUCUGAUUUCGCCGUUUCUGAACAAACCUUUUUCAAUUGAUGGUCAUUUAAAACCUCUAUCCAAACCAGUUUGCUACAAUUCUGACAUGUCAGAGUCAAAUAGUUAAAGGAAAAGUUCGGUCAUAUUCAGAAUUCAAACUUCUGAAAGUACUUUAAAUAUGAAAUUAUAACAUACUGUUCAAUUAAUGAUAAGUGUUUUUAAUUAGGAGGCAUUUCAUCUGAA
This is a messenger RNA of Cyprinodon variegatus (sheepshead minnow), 2451 nucleotides long. RefSeq names its product poly(rC)-binding protein 3-like. The transcript is spliced from 13 exons. Gene Ontology annotation, biological process: negative regulation of mRNA splicing, via spliceosome. Gene Ontology annotation, molecular function: mRNA binding. The record is from RefSeq and is a predicted model, not a curated record. Gene Ontology annotation, cellular component: nucleus; cytoplasm. The coding region runs from base 643 to 1947 and encodes 434 amino acids. Lineage: Eukaryota; Metazoa; Chordata; Actinopteri; Cyprinodontiformes; Cyprinodontidae.